Messenger RNA from Alexandromys fortis (reed vole), 8245 nucleotides. RefSeq names its product zinc and ring finger 3 (gene Znrf3). The record is from RefSeq and is a predicted model, not a curated record. Gene Ontology annotation, molecular function: frizzled binding; ubiquitin protein ligase activity. Gene Ontology annotation, biological process: Wnt receptor catabolic process; ubiquitin-dependent protein catabolic process; negative regulation of canonical Wnt signaling pathway. Gene Ontology annotation, cellular component: plasma membrane. Lineage: Eukaryota; Metazoa; Chordata; Mammalia; Rodentia; Cricetidae. The coding region runs from base 1203 to 3701 and encodes 832 amino acids. The transcript is spliced from 8 exons.
CCUUGGCAUGUCUGAAUGGGUAAAAGCAUACAACUUUUGGAUUCAUUGGUUGGGUGCAUGUGCACAUACACUCACAUAAUGAAGAGAAAAAGAGAGAAAAGAAACUGGCCUUCUGUAGAAUUUCAGUUUACAACUGUAGAUCCUGAGUCCCAGAUGGAAUUCAUUGGACUGGUUAUACUUGCUUGCCUAAGUUAUCUUGGAAAUUUACCUUGAACUUUUGUUUUCACCCAUAAAAUAAGUAAGACAUAAUAUGCAUUAGCUUUCUAUUUGCUGCUACAAGUUAUUACAGGUCUAUUGACUUAGAAUAACACUGAUCUUGUUACACUGACUUACCUAGAGAGACCAGGAAACUUCCAUCUCAUCAUGCUUAGUCACAUCUGCCAGAGUGUGUGAGGUAAAUUCAUAUGUCUAAAGGUUAGAAUAUGGAUAUCUUUGGGGUUUUAUUUUCUAUACUGGAUUCUAUGGUGGAACCCAGAAGGUUCUUUGUUUUGUUGUGUUUCCCAAACAGGGUCUCACUAUAAUAUAUGGAGUCCUGGCUGUCUUGGAACUCACUAUGUAGACCAGACUGGCCUCAAACUCACAGAGAUCCGCCCUACCUCUACUUCCCAAGUGCUGGGAUUAAAGGUGUGUGUUACUAUUCCUGGUCCUAGAAGGUGCUUAAUACUAAACUAAAGACAUUUCUUCAGUUUAAGAGUUUAGCACUGGAGAGAUGGAUCAGCAGUUAAGAUUAUUAGAUGCUCUUCUAGAGGACCUGAGUUUAACUCCCAGCACCCACAAGAUAGCUCACAAUUAUCUGUAACUCCAGUUCUAAGGGUUCUGAUUCCCUCUUAUGACCUGAGGAUACCAAGCACAUACUGGGUGCACAGGUGUACAUGCUAGCAAACCACUUGUACACAUAUAAAUAAAAUAACUAUUAAAAGGGGGACUUAUCCCAUAUAAUGCUAGGCUUAUAGCUUGGUAAAUUUUCUAUGAGAAUUUUCUCUUUCCAGAUUGUUCUUGGGCUCUGGAGCCUGUGAUAUGUUGCACUAUUUCUUGGAGAGUCUUAAACAAAUGUCUGCUCACCCCAGAUAGGGAAUCAGGGACAGACCAAAGUACAAAUGCCACUUAGGUCCAAGUUGGCAAACCACUGAGUUUAUUGGGGCCAUUUACUGAAUGGAGCAGGAAUGACUUAAAGACAGCUGCCUCACCAAAACCGUCCCAGCAUGGAUGAUGACUGCCAAAAGUUGGAAUCCUGGAGCACACUGCUUGACUUCCAGGCAACUCGCCAGAUGCACCCACUGGGCCUGUGUAAUAACAAUGAUGAAGAGGACUUGUAUGAAUAUGGCUGGGUAGGAGUGGUGAAGCUCGAACAGCCAGAAUUGGAUCCCAAACCAUGUCUCACUGUCUUGGGCAAGGCCAAGAGAGCAGUUCAGCGGGGAGCCACUGCAGUUAUCUUUGAUGUAUCUGAAAACCCAGAAGCCAUUGACCAGCUAAACCAAGGCUCAGAAGACCCUCUUAAGAGGCCAGUGGUAUAUGUGAAGGGUGCAGAUGCCAUCAAGCUGAUGAACAUUGUCAACAAGCAGAAAGUCGCUCGAGCAAGGAUCCAGCACCUCCCUCCUCGACAACCCACUGAGUACUUUGACAUGGGGAUUUUCCUGGCUUUCUUCGUCGUCGUCUCCCUGGUUUGCCUCAUUCUCCUUGUCAAAAUCAAGCUGAAGCAGCGUCGUAGUCAGAAUUCCAUGAACAGGUUGGCCGUGCAGGCUCUGGAGAAGAUGGAAACCAGAAAGUUCAACUCCAAAAGCAAGGGGCGCCGGGAAGGAAGCUGUGGGGCCCUGGAUACACUUAGCAGUGGCUCCACAUCUGACUGUGCUAUCUGUCUGGAGAAGUACAUUGAUGGAGAGGAACUUCGGGUCAUCCCCUGUACCCAUCGGUUCCACAGGAAGUGUGUGGAUCCAUGGCUGCUGCAGCACCACACUUGCCCCCACUGUCGGCACAACAUCAUAGAACAAAAGGGAAAUCCGGGUGCUGUUUGUGUUGAGACCAGCAACCUUACACGUGGUCGUCAGCCAAGAGUGACCCUGCCAGUACAUUACCCCGGCCGUGUGCAUAGGACCAACGCCAUCCCAGCCUACCCUACCAGGACAAGUAUGGACUCCCAUGGCAAUCCUGUCACACUGCUGACCAUGGACCGGCAUGGGGAGCAGAACCUCUAUUCUCCACAGACCCCUACCUAUAUCCGUGGCUACCCAUCCCUGCACCUGGACCACACUCUGGCCCCUCACCGCUGCAGCCUGGAACACCGGGCCUACUCACCAGCCCAUCCCUUCCGCAGGCCCAAGUUCAGUGGCCGCAGCUUCUCCAAGGCAGCUUGCUUCUCCCAGUAUGAGACCAUGUACCAACACUACUACUUCCAGGGUCUCAGCUAUCCAGAGCAGGAGGGCCAGCCUAUUCCCAGCCUUGCACCCAGGGGUCCAUCCCGUGCCUUCCCACCAAAUGGUGGCAGUAGCCUGCUCUUCCCCACUGUGGUGCACAUGGCCCCUCCCACCCAUGUGGAGAGUGGCAGCUCUUCCAGCUUCAGCUGCUACCAUGGGCACCGUUCUGUGUGCAGUGGUUAUCUGGCAGACUGUCCUGGCAGUGAUAGCAGCAGUAACAGCUCUGGUCAGUGCCGCUGCUCUUCCAGUGACUCCGUGGUGGACUGCACAGAAGUCAGCAACCAAGGUGUGUAUGGGAGCUGUUCCACCUUCCGCAGCUCCCUCAGCAGUGACUAUGACCCCUUCAUCUACCGCAGCCGGGGGCCUGCUGUACAUCUUGAGGGCUCCCCACCACCAGAGGAGCUCCCAGCAACACACAGUCAAGGUGCUGGGCGGGGUGAGCCAUGGCUAGGCCCUGCCUCUCCCUCAGGGGACCAGCUGUCCACCUGCAGCCUGGAGAUGAACUACAGCAGCAACUCCUCGCUGGAACCCAGAGGGCCCAACAGCUCUACCUCAGAAGUGGGGCUCGAGGUUUCUCCUGGGGCUGCCCUGGACCUCAGGAGGACCUGGAAAGGGGGUCCAGAGGGACCAUCAUGUGCUUGCUGCUUUGAUCCCCAGCCCUCUUCCCUGGGCCCUGGGACAGGAGCAGCUUCUGGUGGCAGCACCUUAUUCCUGGGUCCCCGGCUCCUUGAAGACUGCAACCCUACAAGUGGGGAGCCACAACCAGGGAGCUCCCAAGGCCUGUAUGGCCUUCACUCAGACCAUUUUCCCAGGACAGAUGGGGUAAAAUAUGAGGGCCUGCCCUGCUGCUUCUAUGAAGAGAAGCAGGUGGCCCACAGUGCUGGCAGGGGCAAUGGCUGCUACACUGAAGACUAUUCGGUGAGUGUGCAAUACACACUCACUGAGGAACCCCCACCCAGCUGCUAUGCAGGAGCCCGGGAUCUGAGCCAGCGUAUCCCCAUUAUUCCAGAGGAUGUAGACUGUGACUUGGGCUUGCCUCAAGACUGUCAAGGGAUGCAUAGCCACGGCCCCUGGGGUGGGAUGCUGGGCUUGGACGUCCCCAGACUCCACUGGAGUCUAGGGACAACUCGGGAAGAGGAACAGGCUCCAUGCUACCAAGCUGAGGUGCCACUGCAGCCUGGCUGCUCUCCAGAGGAGGCGGAUGCUUCCAGGGCUAGCCUCUCCAGUGCUCCCCAGGACACUCAGGAGUCCCAUGCCCUGGCUGCUGAGGCUUCAGGUGAGAGCAGAUGAUAGUAGGUAUUUGUAUAGGGGUUCUCUUCUCAGGCCUUUUCUGUUUGGCUUUUUCUGUGACUUGGCUUCUGUACCUGAUAGUUUUCAAACGUUGCUUCUUAGCUCCACCCAUCCUCAAAUCCUCUACCCAUGAUAUUGGCAUCUCUUCCCUUCAGAUACUUCACACCCAAUAGGAAUCGCAAUUUCAUCAACUGUUCUGCAUCUCCUGUGGUCCCCUUAGUCCAUCCCUGUGCUUCUUAGCAAAGUCCUCCCGACAGACCUCGCUGUACUUGCCUACUGUCCCAUUUGGGUGACCUAAGUCACCAUCCUUACACUAGAAACACUGUAAUGACUCAUUCCCUUUAUAAGAUGUCCUUUGACAGGGAGGGAGGUUGUUUGGUUGGUUUUUGGUUUGAUUUGGUUUGGGUUUGGUUUUUGGUUUUUUUGAAACAGGGUUUUUCUGUGUAGCCCUGAAUGUCCUGGAACUCAACUCUGUAGACCAGAGUGGCCUUGAAUUCAGAAGAUCUCCCUAACUCUGCCUCCCAGGUGCUGGGAUUUAAGGCGUGCACAUAAGAUGUCUUCUAAGUGGAGCUUCUUCCUUGAUCCCUGCAGCACGUCAGGUCCAUUUACAUCCCUAGACCUCUCUAGAUCUCGGCUCAGUGGCCUUCCUUUCCUUAUCAGUGUCUCUCUUGCUUCCUCUGCUCUUCCCUAAGUCCUUGUGGGAAGAUCUGUGUGAUCUGUCUUCCCUGCUUCUUCAGUGCCACUAGGAAUUCAAUUUUCUACAUUAUGAUUCCAUGACAUCUUAGUACUUCCAGAAGACUGUAUAGCCAAAAAAGGAAGACCUGUCCCCAGGUACAACUAUGUAGACUUGAGCCCCUCAGGAAAGAAGCCAUUGCUGUCCCUCCCCCGUCACUCACAUAGUCCACCCACCAUUGUGAACUGUCACUUCCAAGAGCCCACCUUACCUGGUACAUACUGCCCAAAGCCUGCUGCGCCAGCUCUCCACAACCUUGGCUCUUCUCCCUCUCUCUCCCAGGACCAGGAUCUGGCCCAGGCAUCGGUACGGGAGCUUGAGCUCAGAAGGAACUCUUUUGUAAAAAUCGGAAACUGUACGGAGACUUCUAAGUCUGGCUUCCUUCAAAACUAAUAUAUAUAUUAGUACAUAAUAUAUAUAUUAGUAUAUUAAUAUAUAUAUUAGUUUUGACAAACACAAAAGUGGUAAUAAAGAGAGCCCUUCUCAACCCAAAAUGUGAGCCUCCUGUGGCAUCCCCUUCCCAUUAACAAACCAACAGACAAAAUCUCUUGAGUCCUUUGUCUCUUUUAAUAAUGUGUUAUUCUGUUUUGUAAUGUGUGUUUGGGGUUCUGAGGUGUGUGGGAUUGAGUUCUCUUUUUUUUUUCUAAGAUGUUAUAUAUAAAUGUAAAAAGUUAUUUAAAUAUAUAUUUUAAAGAACCCUAACCACCAACUUUUGAUGAAAAAGAAAAAAGAUCACUGCUGCAUUAUUAAAUGAACCACAUCAUGUGUCGAUACUGUUGUCUCCUUGGUGGGACCUCAGGCCUUUGAAAAGCUCAGGGUUACACCUGCCUUAUUGAAAAUGAACCAGAAACUUGAAGUAAAAAGCUAGUUGAUAGGGGUACAAACUCCGAGGAACAAUGCAAAGCUGCCUCUCCUUUUUCCCUUUUUUUGAGGCAAAUCUGGACUUCAGAGCUUCUGGGAAGCUCUACCUCUCCUGCCCAAACCUGUAGGCAGCCAUGGAACUGCUAGGAACAGGAGGGAAAGGAGAGGUGUCAAACCAUUGUUGCCUAUGCCCCAGGUUGUUGGGGAGCAUUGUGCCCAUUGUCUUCUGUUCCUUUGGGUCAUCACCUUUGUCCCAGCAGAAUCCAAGACUGGCCAGUCCUGUCACUAGGCCCUCUCCUGCAUUCUGACCACUGUGGCAAGGAAGAGAAACUCUCCCCCUUACUGUCCAGCUCUCAAGUUCUGUCAGAUUGUUCUGGACUUCGUGCUAUCAAUUGCAGAGGUGAUUUGAAUGGGGUGUGCAGGACAGACACCCAGGAGGAAUGUUGCUUUGUGGCCUUGGUGUCCUAUGGGACUGGAGAAACAAGCGCUCCUCUCACCCAGCAGCAGUACACCGCCCCUUGAAAAAAGGCAUGCUGGGACACACCUGUGCCCAUGGGUCUAGGGGCAGCCACCUCCCCCAGCUACUGCCCCCUUUGGUUGCCUUUCUAGUCAAUAUAUACUUGACCCAUGGGGGCGUGCACUAAACUUCAUUUGAAUCAAUUUUCCAACCCCAGAAAAAGGCCUCAGGGCUCUUUGGGCCUCUGCCUGGUAACUGCAGUGGCUCACCCCACCAGCAGAGGUCUGCUAGCCUGUCUGCCUGAUGCACUAUUAUGUACUGAUUCUCCACGAGACAGACUAUCAGAUAGUUCAGACCCAAAGGGUAGCCUUUUGUAUGUUUUUUUCCCGGCCUCUUCUUUUUUAAGGGGAAGGGAGUUUUUUAAACCCAAACCAUUUUUUUUUUGGUUGUUUUUGUCGUUCUUGUUGUUUUUAAGAUGUUUUGUUUUUAAAAGGGAGAGAAUUUAUUGAAAACUACUUCAGGGAUUGUAAUCCUUUUUGUCCAAUAUAGUCCUUUUUCUUAAAAAUGUUUUUCUUUUCCUUAGAGGAAACUAAUCGGGUUGGCCCUGUGUCAGUAGCUUUUCUGGUCACUUUUAUUCAUUCAUUUAGCCGAUAUCUUUUGCCAUCGGAAAGAGUUUGGCCUAGUGGAUCUGAAAGCUCAGUUACAGAAUGGGAACCUUGAAACCUGAGGAAACAGGGACUACCCUAUGUUACCAGAGAUAGAAAUGACCCCUCUUCCAGUCAGACUCCCAGGAAGUCAAUCCAGGGGCCUGACUACAUAGUUUGAGGCCAUCGGAAUGCUUUGUUCUUUAGAACCCCAUCUUUAGAUGAGGACAUUGACUUAUUUCUAGCCAGGAUCUGACAGAAAGAAGUCCCCACAUCAGGUGAUCCAGCCAUUCACCCUUUAAGAAGUGGCUUUCAUAAAAUCUGUUCUUCCGCCCAACUCUGGGGGUCUGUUGCUUGAAGGCUCCUCCCCCAGGCUGUGCUCAGUGCACCUGUUGGUGAGGGUGUGAGAAGGGCCUAAGCUGUUGACAUGUGAUCGGGGUUGCCUUUAUUUCUGGGGCCAGGAGUUGCAGCUGCUAAGAACAAGAGCUUGCAUUACUUUGCAGUGGGAAUGGGGCACAGCUUUUAACAUGAACUGCAAAGCUGCAGCUUCUCACUGUCGAAAUGUUUGUUUUUUCAGGUUGUACUUUUUUUUUUUUUUCCAUUUUUAGUGUCUGCAUGUGCAUAUCUCUCCCUUGGCUGAAACAAACCCCGGAAAGACUUGUCUUUGCCCUGGCUAGAAAACCAGUUCUCAAUAGUCUUAAGACAGAAAAGAAUAGAGAAUUUGACCGCCACUGGAAGAAGUCAGAUGAACAGGUCCAGCUAUCCUCUGAAAGAGUGGCAGCGGUGGGGGACAAACACUUGUAGUUGUAGUUUGGGGGUAGUAGAAACAAAAGGAAGACUUAGAAGCAAUCACCAUCUUUGUGUUCCCUCAUCAGACCAGAACAAAAUCACCUGUCAACUGUCUCGUGUCACCAUUUCAAUAAAAAGAAAUUGUGUCUUUGAAGUUCCAAGUACCUACCCUCUUUCGAGGAGGGGGAGGCAGAAAUAGACCAGUAGUGUGUGGCAAUUGCAUAAUCAUGGACAAGGAGCACCUCACUUUCCCCUGGGAACCUCUGUACCAUCCAAGUGUGUGUGAUAGCUAGUAUAAACUUGAUACCACCCCUGGGUGUAAAACAGCCAUGUCAACUGUAGCAUUCUAGAGUCAGAUGAAAAGGAAAGGUUGGGCAUUCUGAUCCAUGAGAUACCUCUUCACAGCUCCUAUGGCUAACGGUUCCUCUCUCCUCCAGGCCCAGGUCAUUUUACUAGAUUCCAUCUUUAGUCCUGUGGUUCAAGCCUGCCCCUGUGUCUUCUGAUCUCAAAGUUCACACAGGACUAAUGUUUUUUAAAUGUGGUCUAUAAAAGAAUUAGUUGAAAGUAUCAUCUUUUAAACUGAUCAGCUUUUUUCUGUUCCUUCCAUAAACUUUUUGUAUUGUUGGUCUAACGAGACACUUUUUUUAAAAAAAAAUUUCUUCCAUAGCACUUAAGAUUUUUGUAAAGACUUUGCUGUAAAGGCUUUGUGAUAAAAUGAUCUAAGGGCUCUUUUCAACAUUACCAUUUGAAAAACUGUUUUUAAAGCUAGAAAACAACUUAUGUAUAUUCUGUAUAUGUAUAGCAACACAUUUCAUUUAUGGAAAUAUGUUCUCAGAAUAUUUAUUUACUAAUAUAUUUAUCUUAAGCCAUGUCUUAUGUUGAGAGUGUGAUAUUGUUGAAAUAAUCAUUGAAAAUGACUAACAAGGCCCUGUAAAUACAUGAUAAUUGCACACAGAUUUUACAUAUUUGCAGACCAAAAAUGAUCUAAAGCAAGUUGUAGUCCUCUAUGGUUUUGUAACAAAUUGUACAAAUGACUGUAAAAAAAAAAAUACAAUUUUAU